ACGUCACACCGGACUUAUUCAUACCUUAAAAGUUAAGAAACUACUCACAUCCUUUGCAAAACCACAUCCUCCUAUUACGAGGAAAAUAGUCGGCCUUAGCUUUAAUCAUAUAGAGUAUACGUUGCAGUUCUUUUUGAGUAUUUGAAACGUAAGCACACUAUUGCGCAAAAACACGUAAACGACUACAUCAAGUUAUAUUUUUAUGCGUAAAAAGAAUAUUGUGAUUUGUUGAAGUAUAAAUGAAGUAAUCGUUAAAAGAAUGGAUGACAAUCCAAAUCGAAUAAAACUGAUGUUAGCAAUAGAGAACGAUGAUAUUGAAAAAGCAUUAGAAAUUUUAAAGGAAGAUAACAGCAAUGAACUUCUUCAACCGGUCGGAUUGCUUAGAAUCACCGUGGUACAUUUGGUCGCUUGGAAGGGUCAUUUAAAUUUGUUGAAACAACUUUACGAAAGAGGAGCUAAUAUUAAUACUUCCGAUAAAAUUGGUAGAAGUGCCUUGUUUUAUGCCGCGCAUGCUGGUCAUCUCGAGGUUACCCAAUGGUUAUUAAAACAGAACAGCUUAAAAGAAACUAAAAUUGGCAUUGAAUUCUGCUGCAGGAGGCACGAUUUACAAAAACAAUCAACGGAUAGAGUCGAUAGUCUCAUUGGUCAAGACCUGCCGGUACCAGAAUGUUGCGGUAGAACUCCUUUGCACCAAGCAGCAAAGAAUAAUCAUUUGGAUGUAGUGAAAACUUUGGUGAAAGCCGGUUCAAACGUUAACGCACAAGACGAGCGUGGUAAUACAGCUUUGCUUUUAGCAGGAUAUAAUGUGAAUUCCAACGACGUUAUCGAGAUGUCGAAUUACGUUGAAAUUAUCGACGUUCUCGUUUCCGCGAAAGCUUCAACCAAUGUCAUAGAUUUGAAAACAGGUUUAACGGCAUUGCAUCAUGCAACAAAAUUGGGUAGUCCAAAAGCGGUAAAAAUAUUGCUCGAUGGCAACGCAUGGCCUCUUUUUCAAUGUAACGACACGAAGAGUACUCCCCUUCAUGUCGCAGCAUCCGAUGGAAACUUGGAAAUCUUAAUAAUUUUACUUAAAAAAAUACAUCAGAAACACAUUGACAUACGCGACAAGAAUGGUCAGACAGCUCUUUAUCGAGCUUGUUAUCAAAGUUAUCGUGAAUGCGCUCGAGUUUUGAUUGACCACGGUGGCAAUUUAUCGGCAGAAACGAAAAGCGGUGUCACCGUUAUUGACGCCGUGUUUGCCCACAUUACAAGUCCAAGAUCGUUUCUAUCGGACAUUAUGGAUGCUUGUGUUCAAUUAAUCAGUCAUGAAAAUAUUGGAGAAGAUGCUCGCAUCUCCGUCGACUUCAGCAUUCUGGCACCCCAGAGAGAUCUUCAAACCAACGUUAUCAUAGCUUUCAUAACUGCAACUUCGAAUGUCGAAAAAUUGGCGAUUUUGCAGCAUCCAUUGAUCGAGACGUUUCUUUGCUUGAAAUGGGCCAAAUUGCGUUUCUUUUUUUUCCUUUAUUUCCUCUUUUACGUCUUUUUCGUUCUCUCCUUAUCAAUCUUUGCCAUAACUCUUCUUCGAAAAAGUAAUUAUUUCAUACCACAAAUCAUACUUUUCUUUUGUUCAACCAUAUUGUUACUUAAUAACAGUAUCCAGGUUUCGUUGUUACCAAGACAUUACAUGAAACAAUUCGAAAUAUGGUUGUCCUUCAUAAGCGCUGCAUUAUCGUUCAUGGCUUGCAUGAUCGUCGAUAAUCACCAGUUCAUCAUCAUAGAUACGAAAAAUGAAAUAUCUACUCCCAAAUUUGUGUUACAUCUCAUCAGCAUCGCCAUUUUACUGGGCUGGAUAGAAAUGAUGCUGCUGAUAGGACGUUUUCCAACUUGGGGAUAUUACGCUCUUAUGUUCUCAACAGUCUUGUCGAAUAUCUUAAAGGUACUCCUAGCAUUCACCUGCAUGAUCUUUGGAUUCGCAUUGAGCUUUACCGUUUUGUUCUACGAGAACGAACAGUUCCAUGAUUGCUGGAAUUCCAUCGUAAAGAUCAUAGUAAUGAUGAUGGGCGAAUACGAUUACACGGAUCUUUUUCCAAACAAUACCAAGACUGAUAAGUUUUUUCUAACUUUUACCGCUAAGGUCAUCUUUCUUGGCUUUGUAUUACUCAUGAGUAUGGUUCUAAUGAACCUGAUGAUCGGCCUCGCCGUCAACGACAUCCAAGGUUUACAGAAAAUGGGCCACAUUCGUCGAUUGCUCAAACAAGCUGAAUUCGUGGCACAUUUGGAGAAACUCACGUAUGAUCAACUUUUUAAAAGCAAUUUGUUACAUCCUUGGUUUAAGACAAUCGUCAAUUCAAAACGCUUAGUGCCAACGAAAAUUGUCCUGAACUAUCGUGACAAUAAUCUUUGCAAAUCCUUUCGUGGAAUAUCUCUUGAAUUAAUGGAAUCGUUGUUUCUUUUAGCCUCGAAGAAUAAUCAGCAAGAUAAGAGUAAUCUAAUUGGCUUCAAAUCACGUUACACUGGAACAAAAGUAAUGUCUUCGUUAAUUAAUUUGCAAGAACAAGUUCAUCAACUACAGAAACUUCGUAAACCGUCUAUUUCUGGAAAACAUUUGAAAUUACGUAGGAAACGAACAGUGGGUAAGAAAAUUGCCACCUAAUAGAUGUCUCGGCGCUAUCUAAAACCAAACUAAGAUGUGUUGUUUAUAAAAGUCACCUUUUCCCUCUCAUUUACCUUACGAGGUAGUUGCGAAUUAUUUUUCUAUGUGUACUCGAUGAAAAACAAUGUGUAUAUAUAUGUACAAGUAUAU
Molecule: messenger RNA, 2782 nt
Organism: Polistes dominula (European paper wasp)
Lineage: Eukaryota; Metazoa; Arthropoda; Insecta; Hymenoptera; Vespidae
Product: transient receptor potential cation channel subfamily A member 1
Biological process (GO): monoatomic ion transmembrane transport
Cellular component (GO): membrane; transmembrane transporter complex
Molecular function (GO): protein binding; monoatomic ion channel activity
Source: RefSeq, a predicted model, not a curated record